Messenger RNA from Aspergillus caelatus, 897 nucleotides. RefSeq lists its product as uncharacterized. The transcript is spliced from 3 exons. NCBI's taxonomy places the organism in Eukaryota, Fungi, Ascomycota, Eurotiomycetes, Eurotiales, Aspergillaceae. The coding region runs from base 1 to 897 and encodes 298 amino acids. The record is from RefSeq and is a predicted model, not a curated record.
AUGUCUGCUGAACAAAGUCAACCAUCUGAAUCUUCCUUUGUCGACAGUGUCGCGUCUAUCAUCCAAGAUCCCCCUGUUUCAUCCGACCGAGUCCCCAGGAGCAGAAACACCAAGAAGCCCCCAACCCCAACCGCUCAAAGUCUUUUUUACGCCCUUAAAGAGGAAAUAAUUCAGACCAACGGUCCUUCUUUCAUUGAGAGAGGGGGAAUACCCCCGGAAAUCGGUUAUCUUGUUGCGAGGAGCCUGUCUGAAGAUGACAAAGUUGAAAGAAAAAGCGUCCGCAUUUCGUACAAUCCAAUCAAUCAGAAGUUAUCGAUCAAGAUGCCCUCUCAUAUUGACGAUGUCAUUGUGAACUGGGGUUCAAAUGAGCUAGUCCGCGCCGGGGUUACAGGUUUUUUUACGAUCCUGGAGCUAGAUGAGGUCUCACUCUCAUCGACAUGCCGUUUUGAUAACUUCCCGAUACCAUGGCAAUCAAUUUAUAAAGAGCCAGACUUGGUUUUUGUCUACGGGCCUAUGAACCAUCCCACAGUGUUGGUCGAGGUGGGCUACUCGCAGUCAUGGCCAAGCUUGCUCCAAGACAAAGAUGUUUGGUUCCAGGCUGCACCUACUGUCAAUGUGAUAGUCCUUGUGAAAUGGGAUAAGCGCACAAAUAGUAGGGUGGCCGGCUAUCUGGAGCUGUUUCGCCGCGGAGCCCCCAACCCCACUCACAUUGAUAUCUUUCCUAUACCAGCACCAUCCGCCCCCCAGACCCUCACUUUCCGCCGUGAUGACUUUUACCCACCAGGGACAAUGCUUCCGGCCGGGAGAUCCACAAGUGAUUUGUGGCAAUGGGAUAUUAAUAACUUGCGGAUGAGGACUAUCAAUGCAAUGAAUGCUGAGGGUACGGUGCCAGCAUAA